AUGAAUCAAAAGAAGAAAUAUAAGAAUAGAAAAAAAUUAUAUAAGAAUUAAAAAAACAAGUAAUCUAAAGUGAUGAAUAAGCAAAUGCAUAUAAAAAUAAAUAUUUUAAAGUUAAAUAAACCCAAAAAACAUUAUAAUCAGAAUAAAAAUAUGUAAUUUUUAUUUUUAUCAUAUUUUAGUUAGAAGAGAAAGUUAAAUUGA
Messenger RNA from Paramecium sonneborni, 201 nucleotides. The record is from the annotation of a GenBank genome assembly. Lineage: Eukaryota; Ciliophora; Oligohymenophorea; Peniculida; Parameciidae.